AUGUCUGAUUUGGAAAAUCUUUUUCAAAUGGGUGAAAAGUCCGGUUUGUCCGGGGAAACUUUGCUCUCCUUUAUAAAAGAAAGAGAGGAGGCAGAAAGGAAAGAAAGAGCUUAUGAGCGUGAAGAGAGAAAUAGAGAGAGAGAAUUUAAGAAAUUAGAAAUGGAGAGAGAAAUUGAGAUGGAAAGAUUACGUAGUGGGUCACAGAGGGGUGAUAGUCGUACUACUAGUGAGAGUGGUACUAAGGCUAAGUUGCCAAAGUUACUUAAUUUUGAUGACAAGCGUGAUAGCAUGGAUGCAUAUCUCAAAAGAUUUGAGCGAUUUUCAGAGAGUGCUGGAUGGAAGAAGGAAUGUUGGGGUGCAAAUUUGAGUGCACUGUUGCAGGGGCGUGCCCUGGAUGUGUAUUCGAGACUCACAGUUGCUGAGGCUAAUGAUUAUCAGAAACUUAAGGAUGCCCUGCUAAAAAGGUUCAAUCUCAACGCAGAUGGUUUCAGGGAAAAGUUUCGUAGUAGUAAAUGUGAAUCAGGGGAGACAGCGUCUCAAUUUGUAAUUCGAUUGGGAGAUUACUUAACCAAUUGGAUGUGCCAGGCUGGGUCUGACGAAACCUAUGAGGGUUUAAGAGAUUUGAUUUUACGUGAGCAAUACUUGAAUGGGUGCUCAAAGGGACUGCAAGUGUUCUUAAAGGAGCGGAAGUUUGCUUCAGUAACAGAGAUGGCCGAUUGUGCAGAUCGGUAUAUUGGGGCCCAUGAGGGCAAUGGCAAAACGGGGAAUGAAUCUAGAGAUGGUGUGAAAGGUAAGGCUUGCUUUGUUUGCAAUGGACCACAUUUACGUAGAGACUGCCCGAGGAUAAAUGGUCGGAACACCAUGGGCACAAACAACCAUAGGGGUGGUAACCUAUCAGGCCAGUAUUCAGGUAAUGGUUUCAAAAGCUGGGAACCAGCAAGAGGUGGAAGAAGACCUGAAGACAAGUAUGACCGAAAGGUGAGUAAAUCUAGUUUGUCGGCGUGUGGCCUAUCCCAAGGAAAGGUAAGUCUGUCAUGUGGUCACAAAUUACCUGUCAUGUCGGCAGCGUGUGAUGGACCUAUUCGGGAAAAUAUGCCGGAGUGCAUAGGAUGGGUCAACGGAAAACAAAUUCGUGUCUUGAGGGAUACUGGAUGUUCAUCAGUGGUGGUAAAGAGGUCUUUUGUACCAAACCACAGUUUUACUGGGAAAGUUCAGAAUUGUGUCUUACUUGAUGGAACAGUGAGACAAUUUCCCACGGCAAAAGUGUUUGUGGAAACACCUUAUUAUACAGAAGAGAAGAAAGUGGAUGAAACGGUGAACGAACAGGCAGCAGUAGUCACAAGAGCUCAGGCUUCAAAAGAAAAGGUAAGCAAAAUCAAACCGCUAAAGGUGCCAACACAGAUCAAGGGGAUGAAUCCACAGAUGUUUCAAGAAGCACAGAAAAGUGACCCAACUCUUCAAGCUUCCCGGGAACAAUCAAUGUCGGAAGAGGUGAAGCAGUGUGGAAAACUGAAUACUUCUCGGUAUUAUGAACGCAAUGGAUUCUUGUACCGUGAAUUUACGUCUCCAAAACAUAACAAGGGAGAACCUGUUUGUCAGCUUGUUGUCCCUAAGGAAUUUCGAGAUGAAAUCAUGAAGAUAGCUCAUGAGAGUUUAUUAGGAGGACAUCUAGGAAUGCAGAAAACAUUGGAUAAAGUACUGUCACAAUUUCAUUGGUCUGGGGUAAUGUCAGAUGUGAAACGUUUCUGUACCUCCUGUGAUACCUGUCAGAGGAUGACAUCAAAAGGAAAAGUUUCCAAGGUUCCGUUGGGAGAAAUGCCAUUAAUAGAUACACCAUUUAAACGCGUGGCUGUUGAUCUGAUUGGACCUAUUACACCAGUUAGUGAAAGAGGAAACCGGUACAUAUUAACGGUGGUUGACUACGCUACAAGAUAUCCGGAGGCGAUGGCAUUGAAGAACAUUGAGACAGAAACCGUUGCAGAGGCAUUAGUAGACAUUUUCACUCGAGUUGGAGUUCCACAAGAAAUGCUUAGUGACAUGGGAGCACAAUUUACAUCUGGACUCAUGAAGGAGAUAAGUAGGCUGUUGUCAAUGAACAGUUAG
Molecule: messenger RNA, 2103 nt
Organism: Dreissena polymorpha
Lineage: Eukaryota; Metazoa; Mollusca; Bivalvia; Myida; Dreissenidae
Exons: 2
Coding region: 1-2103 (700 amino acids)
Biological process (GO): DNA integration
Molecular function (GO): nucleic acid binding
Source: RefSeq, a predicted model, not a curated record